AUGAUGUCUGACGAUCAACGUCAAUUUUAUAACAGCUUGACUUAUGAAGAGCGUCAGCUGUAUGAGGGCAGUAUGGGUCUCCAAAGUCUCCACGCUGCGGGCUAUGGAGCUGGCUCUAGCGGGACGGCCGGCCAAAUGCCACAGCUCGGUGCUGACGACGACAGCAUGUUGAUGGAUGAUGAUUCUCAGCCUUCGUCUGCUGCCUACAACCCCGAGUUGGAUGAGAAUUCGGAUCUUGCACAAGGGUUCGGUGAGCUAUGGUGGGAGAGCUCGCAGCAGCACCAGUAG
Cryptococcus wingfieldii CBS 7118 is the source of this 288-nucleotide messenger RNA. RefSeq lists its product as hypothetical. Bases 1 to 288 code for a protein of 95 amino acids. Lineage: Eukaryota; Fungi; Basidiomycota; Tremellomycetes; Tremellales; Cryptococcaceae. The record is from RefSeq and is a predicted model, not a curated record. The transcript has a single exon.